This is a messenger RNA of Ornithodoros turicata, 1970 nucleotides long. Its product is annotated as glycoprotein 3-alpha-L-fucosyltransferase A-like. Gene Ontology annotation, cellular component: membrane. NCBI's taxonomy places the organism in Eukaryota, Metazoa, Arthropoda, Arachnida, Ixodida, Argasidae. The transcript is spliced from 7 exons. The coding region runs from base 220 to 1839 and encodes 539 amino acids. The record is from RefSeq and is a predicted model, not a curated record. Gene Ontology annotation, molecular function: fucosyltransferase activity.
UUAGGAUAGAAUUGCACGUGAAGUCAACACGUGGCUUACGGCUGCUGCUGUGUUCUUUCUUCACUGAAGAUCACUUCACACGCUUCUUGGUAUCACAAACGCAAGACCAUCCAGGGUGUGUGGAUCAGUUUCUUAAUCCUCUGUUCGUGACAUCGUGUACUUUUUCAAGUAACCGUGGUGAAUCCUCUAGGUCUCUGUCCUGGAUCGACCCUGAUUACAAUGAUGAUGAUAUCCAGGCGCUUACGGCGAAGAUGUUGUCAUUUCUGCGACAGGAGGGUCUCGUGUCGCAACUUGAUUUUCGGCUUUCUAUCGCUCACCUUCGUCGUGCUGAUUUCUAUUCACUUCAAUCUCAACGAGCAGCCAAUCUACCUCUACAAUGUAGAAAGCUGGAACCAGACGGAACCAAGUGUCAGAGCGGAAUGGGACGACCAGAAGCUAAGCUACCAGGACAGAGUGAGACGCAUCAUGGAAAGACAGAUCUUCAGGAACAAUUCCGCCCUAGACCACGAACAUGAUAGUGCGUGGAAGUCCCAUGCUCUGAAGCUACCCUGGUUCAUGCGAUCGGGAGUGAUUAGGCCGUCUCCCUCAAGCAAGGGCUCCCGUUCUCAGACAAUCUGGCCUUCCAACUCCAGUGGCGACCGUAUCGUGAACCAACUAAUGUAUCUUCCACCGUAUUACAUCACUCGUCAAAGAGGCAAUGGUACGAGUCUGAAGACCAUAGUCCUGGACGGUUCUUGGGACGAUUUUGCAGAGGGUCGUGACCUGUUUGUUCGCGACAAAUGUCCGGUGGACACGUGCAGAGUGUACAGGAGCGGUGUUCUCAACGAGACCGCCGACGCCAUUGUUUUUAAAGAUUACGUCUACACGUCCUACAGGAGAGAUCCCGGGCAGAUCUGGAUCUUGUACAUGCUUGAAAGUCCCUUUCAUAACACAAUUCUUAGCGGGAAAGGAUGUAUCAACUGGACCGCCACAUACAGACGUGACUCCGACAUCGUAACACCGUACGAAAAAUUCGUGUUAUUCGACCCAUUGGUGAAGAAACUGCCCCUCAAUGGCAGGAACUUCGCCCAGAACAAGAGCAAAGCAGUGGCUUGGUUUGUGUCCAACUGCGUAGCGCUCAAUUCUAGAAUGGAAUACGCUCUGGAACUGCGAAAAUACAUCCAGGUGGAUAUUUAUGGAGCGUGUGGUCCUCUCAAGUGCCCACGGACUGAAUCGGAGCAGUGUUUACAAAUGCUUAGUGAACAUUACAAGUUCUACUUGGCUUUUGAGAACGCCAACUGCAGAGAUUAUAUCACGGAGAAGUUUUACAAUGCAUUGCGUCAUAACGUGAUUCCCAUAGUGAUGGGCGCCAGUCGGACGGACUACCAGAAGGUGGCGCCUUUUCACUCUUACAUCCACGUGGACGACUUCGCGACACCCAAGGACUUGGCCGAGUACCUCAAACAUCUGGAGCGAAACACGAACCUGUACAACGAAUAUUUUGCUUGGAAAGGCACCGGCGAGUUCAUCAACACUUACUUCUGGUGUCGCCUGUGUGCUAUGCUUCAUUCUCCUCCCCGUCCACCUCAUGGCCAUCACGUGUACGAGGACGUUCUUUCAUGGUGGAACAAAGACGCAUGCAUCGGAACCACAGGGAACCACGGAACCAGUGUGAUCAAUGCACAUAUUGGAAACCAUGGUGAACUGUCUAUAGGUCGUUGCUUAGUACAACUGUUCUCAGUCUAUGGCUUAUGGCUUUUGUUUCGUGCCGUAGCCCAAUGGACAAACUGUAGAAAAACGAACGGCGUAAAUCCAAUAUCGUCAAUUUACGUGGAACUGAAUUUGGAAUGUGGAAUUUGAACGAGGAAGUACAUUUGCUGUCCGCUCGUGGGAGCUUUUCCAUGCGUGGUUCAGCGAACUGGUUUGGUGGUGGUGUGACUUGCGCUACGGGUUGUUUGAACUGGUGAAUCAUAAAAUGGACUUCAUUUUAA